Molecule: messenger RNA, 2239 nt
Organism: Apis mellifera (honey bee)
Lineage: Eukaryota; Metazoa; Arthropoda; Insecta; Hymenoptera; Apidae
Gene: GTPBP1
Product: GTP-binding protein 1
Exons: 10
Coding region: 201-2105 (634 amino acids)
Biological process (GO): translational elongation
Molecular function (GO): GTPase activity; translation elongation factor activity; GTP binding
Source: RefSeq, a predicted model, not a curated record
AUGUAAAAUUAUAGAAAAAAUAUUCUAAUUGAUAUGUAUGUUCUAAUAUCAUAAAUCUAUAGAAUAAAAAUUGAAUUUAAAUAUUAAAAAAUACUUAUUAUUGUGUCACAAAUGUGUCAAUAAACAAGUUAAAUUUUUACAUGAAUGAUUACGUUUUAUUAAUAAAUAAAAUUUAGUGUAUUGUUAUAUGAUAUAAAAACAUGGCAGAAAAUGGAUCUAUCAUAAUACCAAAUAUAAAACAAUUACAUGAGAAUGAUCAUACAUCUACUAUUAAUAUAGAUUAUUCUAACAUUAGAGGAAAGAGUAUUUUAGUUAGUCCAUCAGAAGAUCAAUAUGAAUUAUUACUUAAACAUUUAAAAGAAAGAAUUCAAGAUGGUGGUAGUGAAACAAUUUUUGAUAUUGGUAUUAGUGGAGAUGGUUCUGAAGAUGGUUUAAAAGAAGAUGAAUAUGAAGCAUCACUUGCAACUUUACAAUCUCUUGCUGCAACAUUAGAAGCAGAUUGUGUACUUUUACGUCAGACUAAAGUUGAUCAUGGCCUUAUAGGACAAUAUUUAGUGAGAAGGCGUUUAGAUAGACAAGAUUUUUUAGAAAUAAGAGUGGCUGUUGUUGGUAAUGUUGAUGCUGGGAAAUCAACACUUUUAGGUGUAUUGACACAUGGAGAACUUGAUAAUGGUCGAGGUUUGGCACGUCAAAAAUUAUUCCGACAUAAACAUGAAGCUGAAACAGGACGUACUAGCUCAGUUGGAAAUGAUAUUCUUGGAUUUGAUAGUGUUGGUAAUGUAGUAAAUAAACCAGAACAUGGAUCUUUAGAUUGGGUUAAAAUAUGUGAAAAAUCUUCUAAAGUUAUUACAUUUAUUGAUUUAGCUGGUCAUGAAAGAUAUUUGAAAACAACUGUUUUUGGAAUGACAGGACAUGCCCCUGAUUUUGGUAUGUUAAUGGUUGGAGCAAAUGCUGGCAUUGUUGGAAUGACAAAAGAACAUUUAGGUUUGGCUUUAGCUUUAUCAGUUCCAGUAUUUGUUGUAGUUACAAAAAUUGACAUGUGUCCACCAAAUAUAUUACAAGAAAAUUUAAAAUUAUUAAUAAGAAUCUUAAAGUCCCCAGGUUGUAGAAAAGUACCUGUUACUGUAAAAACUCCUGAUGAUGUUGUUGUUAGUGCUACUAAUUUUGUAUCAGAACGAUUAUGUCCUAUCUUUCAAGUAUCAAAUGUUACGGGAGAAAACUUAAACCUUCUUAAAAUGUUUCUAAAUUUAUUAACUGCAAGAAUGACUAGUCAUGAAGAUGAACCAGCGGAAUUUCAAAUAGAUGAUACAUAUUCAGUGCCAGGAGUAGGUACUGUUGUUUCUGGCACAACAUUAAAAGGUGUCAUAAAAUUAAACGAUAUUCUAUUAUUAGGACCUGAUCCUUUAGGUCGAUUCAUUCCAAUUGCAAUAAAAAGCAUCCAUAGAAAAAGAAUGCCUGUUCGAGAAGUAAGAGGUGGUCAAACUGCUAGUUUUGCAUUAAAAAAAAUUAAAAGAUCGCAAAUUAGAAAAGGUAUGGUAAUGGUUGCACAAGUAUUAAAUCCACAGGCUUGUUGGGAAUUUGAAGGAGAAAUUCUCGUAUUGCAUCAUCCUACAACAAUAAGUUCUUGUUAUCAAGCUAUGGUACAUUGUGGAAGUAUAAGACAAACAGCAUCUAUAAUUUCUAUGUCACAAGAUUGUUUAAGAACAGGUGAUAAAGCUUUAGUACGCUUUAGAUUUAUAAAACAUCCUGAGUAUAUAAAACCAGGACAAAGAAUGGUAUUUAGGGAAGGACGCACUAAAGCAGUGGGCAAUGUAAUAAAAUUAAUUCCAUAUUCUAGCACUACAAUUAUACAAACAUGUAGAACUAAUAAACCAAAUAAAAUAUCUCAAAAUCGACAAAAUUCUUCAUCUGCAAUACAAUUAUUAGAUGCAACUGAAACAAAUUCUUCAUUUGAAGGACAAACAUCAAAACAAGAAAAUAUACUUCAAAAAUCUAAUAAACGUCAAAAUAAAAAAGGUAGAGGACGAAGGGGAGGACGAUCUCAUAAUACAAUAAACAGUAUUAUUCAGCCACUAUCGGAACAAAAUCCUCCUAUAAAAUUAUGAAUUGUUUUGUGUUUUAAACUUUUAAACAUGUAUAUACAUAGAAACUUAUAUAGAAUGCCAAUAUAUUUAUGAGGCAUCUUUGAGGAAUUGAAUCUAGAAAUUAAAAUAAUUGACAAUUAAAACAAACAAAAAAA